AUGGUUAAUAUUAUAAUAUCAGAACAACCACGCUUUUGUUCUCCAAUAAUAGAUCAUAACGGUCGAAUAACAUCAUGUGGUUUACAUACUCUGGUAGCGAGCACUUUGCUUAUCUACAUGGUAGUGUUUGGAAUUAUACGAUGGGCAUAUUUGCGAAAUAAACCGAAACGCGACAACUCUUACUUUGUUCAUGAUGAAGAUGAAGAUAUUGAUCACACGCGUCCGGAAUAUAUUGGAUAUCCGGAUUCUUUCAAAAGUAUAGUAAAUACUAUACAUGUUUUAGUGGGUGUAUUAGCAAUUUUAAACGCAUUGCAUAUUAUGUUUAUAUUUGCUGAAAAAGAACUUGUCGAGACAAGUAUACCGUCUUAUCUUAUCACUUCAGCACUCUUAAGAUUAGUUGCAUGGAUAUCAAAUUAUAGUUUUGUAGCUUGCGAAAGAAAUGAAGGUCAAAGAUGGAGUUAUUUUACUCAAGGAUAUUGGUAUUUGGCCUUUGUUCUAUCAAACUUUGAGCUUUAUAAUCGCUUAAUGUAUAUUACAAAUCCGCAUGAUGAUGAUGAUCAAAUUGAUUGGACCCAGAGCUGGAUCUUAAUGUCAAUUUACCUUAUUCAAUACGCGAUUCAUUUAAUAUUGAUUCUGUGUGCUAUUACAUUAACUUUCCUUUGGAGACGUUCUAAUGAAGCUAAUGGAUAUAAUGUUUUAAACUAUCAUAGUAAUCAUUAUAUACCCGUAGAUGAUGAUACAACAACAAUAAAUGAAGAUAUUGAUAUCCCAUCUGCAGAUGCAGAUGUUGAAAGUCCGCUUCUAACACCAAAGUUUCAAAAUCCUAUUUCAAUGGCAGAUGAUCCUAAAUAUGCUCCACCAAAAAAAAUUGGCGAAUUUUUAUCAAAAUCGAAAAAAUUAUUACCAUUUGUGUGGCCAUCACAUGAUAUGAAAUUACAAAUCCUGAUCCUUAUUUGUAUAUUACUCUUGGUCGCCGGUCGAAUUGUAAAUGUGUUAUUGCCUUACCAGAAUAAAGUAUUAGUCGAAGGUUUGAAAAGUGGAGAAUUUGUUUGGAAAGAAAUAUUAUUUUUUGUUGGGCUUAGGUUCUUACAAGGAAAUGUAGGUCUAAUAAGCACGUUACAAAACUUCUUGUGGAUUCCUGUUGGUCAGUUCACAACGCGUGAAAUCUCUGUCAAAAUGUUUGAACACUUGUUAAACCUUUCUUUGAGAUUUCACCUGAACCGUAAAACUGGAGAAAUAUUAAGGGUUCAAGACCGUGGUGUUUCCUCAAUUGUAUCAAUCCUUUCAUCGGUUCUUUUUGAUGUCAUCCCUACGCUUGUUGACAUAGCAAUUGCCGUGGUUUACUUUACAUAUGCUUUUGACAUUUUCUUUGGAAUGAUCGUGUUUAUGACUAUGUCUUUAUAUUUAGUAUCUACUAUUAUCAUGACAGAGUGGAGAACUAAAUAUAGAAGACUAACAAAUCUGUUGGACAAUGCUAUGGAAGGGAAGGCAGUCGAUUCAUUAUUAAAUUAUGAAACUGUCAAGUUAUAUGCCGCAGAACCAUUUGAAGUUAAACAAUAUUCGGAUGCGAUUCGAUCUUAUCAACUCGCUGACCAAAAGUCCAAUGUAACUUUGUAUAUACUUAAUACGACUCAAAACGUUGUAAUUCAGUUGGGACUUUUGGCUGGUUGCCUCUUAUGCGCUUCACGAGUGAGAAGGGGUGAAAUGAGCGUAGGAGAUUUUAUCAUGUAUUUGACCUAUAUUAUACAAUUAUAUGGGCCACUUAAUUGGUUUGGAAAUUAUUAUCGAGUAAUUCAGAAAAAUUUUGUAGAUAUGGAGAAGAUGCUUGAUUUACUCCAAGAACUUCCAGAAGUUAAAGAUUUGCCUCAUGCAGAAUCUUUAAAUGUUCAGAAAGGAGAAGUUGUCUUUGACAAUGUAUCUUUCCAUUAUGAUCCGAGAGUUCCAACUCUUACAAACAUUUCUUUUGCUAUUCCAAGUGGUUCUACCGUAGCUUUAGUUGGCCCAUCUGGUGGCGGGAAAUCGACAAUACUUCGUCUCUUAUUUAGGUUUUACGAUGUGCAAAGUGGUCGUAUUCUUGUUGACGGACAAGAUAUCAGACACGUUCGACAAAGGGACUUAAGAAGUUGUAUUGGAAUCGUACCUCAACAAGUGGAAGAAGCUGCAGAGGCAGCUCAAAUUCAUGAUAAAAUUUUAGGUUUCCCUGAAGGCUAUGAUACCAAAGUUGGUGAAAGGGGAUUGAGACUAAGUGGUGGAGAGAAGCAAAGAGUCGCAAUUGCAAGAACAUUGCUAAAGAACCCACAAAUAGUGUUACUUGAUGAAGCGACGUCUGCUCUUGAUACUCAUACCGAGAGGCAUAUACAAAAAUCAUUACGUCGGAUGACUGUUAAUCGAACAACAUUGAUAAUUGCUCAUCGCCUUUCAACAAUUGUACACGCUGACCAAAUCCUCGUACUACAGGGUGGCGAAAUCGUUGAAAGAGGAUCUCACUUGGAGUUAAUGCAUAAAGAAGGAGUGUAUCAUAAACUAUGGAAUAAACAAUUAAAACAUCACGAAAAGAUGAAAAGGGAGGCAGAGAAUAAACAACGCCUUGCUGCAUCCGCUUCGACAGCCGCAGCAAGUGUAGCAACUUCCGCUGGAGUUAGUAACAUUGUUAACAAGUUUAAGAGGGUAGAGGAAGAAGGUGAAGAGUCUAGUUCAAACAUGAGUAUAACAGAACAACAUAAUAAUGUGAUAACAAGCCCUAAUACUACUCUUCGACGAGGUUUAGCAAGUUUUGCUGAUGAAGGUGCAGACGGGGAUGAUGAAAGACAAACUACCACGGCUCAUGAAAGUAGUGAUGACGAAGGCGAGGAAGUCGAAGAAGUUGAUGAAGAUCAAUAA
Molecule: messenger RNA, 2880 nt
Organism: Funneliformis mosseae
Lineage: Eukaryota; Fungi; Glomeromycota; Glomeromycetes; Glomerales; Glomeraceae
Source: the annotation of a GenBank genome assembly